Molecule: messenger RNA, 4906 nt
Organism: Coregonus sp. 'balchen'
Lineage: Eukaryota; Metazoa; Chordata; Actinopteri; Salmoniformes; Salmonidae
Source: the annotation of a GenBank genome assembly
CCUACUUCACCCAUCCCUUUUUCAAAAACCCCAGAUGCUUGCCUGCUAGACACUAACUUCAGUCAAGAGAUGCCAGGGAGCGGACCUCAGAUGGUAAGAGCUUGACAAAUAAGUAAGUGGAUAAUUAGAUUGAAGAUUGUGAGUAAGUGAGUAAUUGUAAACCACCAAUACUGUACAUACUUUGUUGUUAUGUAACUUAUCAUGAAAAUAAUGUAGUUGUAUGGAGGAAUUGUUUUUUCUUUACCAGGUGAGGAGAAAGACAGACAUAGAGAGGCUGUUUCUCCAUUGAAUAGUAUUGAACACUUGUUCCUUCUGGAGCUGAGUACACAGAGCAUUCAAAUAGAGUGUGUCACCACUACUCUUAAAGGAACAACUGUGCAAUAUGCUACACUUUGCUGUGAGUACAUGGGGUCAGACUAUGUGCAGUAGGUUUUAGACAUGGGUUAGAUACAAGGUAAACAGCUCGUAUACCUGUGUAGUUAGACUGUAAUUACUCUAGUAGCAACAGAAGCAAUACCUUCAUCCUAUGUUGUUACUAGAGUAGCUACGGUGUAACGUCAUAGGUUUGAGAAACACGUAAUGUAAAGAGCAACUUAAAGUGUUACCAAAUACGAAUCAACAGUGGUAUGUUACCAUAGAGUUGAGUGUCUGAACCAGAGGUAUUGUAGAUUGUGACAGGUUUUCAAUAGGAGAUGGAUGUAGUGGUUUCAGUGAUGCUGUGAUGUGAAUAUGAAAUAGCCAGGAGCUGGCCACUGUGUUGCUUCCCCUCCGUCUCCAGUGAGCUGAGAUUGUUCUGGUGCCAGGGAUGUGUCGACUGCGGAGUAAGAGGCAGACACAUGUUUAAAGACAUUUGUCUUUUAUUGUUUAUUUUUGGGUCUAAUCCUUUGGAUUGUUUGAGAACCUGAUCUAGUGUGCAGAUAAUUGGGGUUACUAUUGUGAUAAAGUGAGUGAUAGACAAGAAUGCUCCAUUAUUAUUGUGCUAAUUAUGGGAGCCCAUGGCCCAGAUAGCACUCUGCACCUGCUUUAAAACUAAACACAUGAACUAAAACCGAAUAAAUUACAUUUGAUGAACCUGUCAUUGGCUUCAGACAGUACCAGGGUUGGGGUAAAUUCCAUCUCAAUUCCAGUCAAUUCUGAAAGUAAACCAAAUUCCAAUAUUUCCUAAUUGAAGAGCAUUGAAGGAAGACAACUGGAAUUUGAAUUUCAGUGUACUUCCUGAAUUGAGAGUUUACUGGAAUUCAAAUGUAAUUGACCCAUAGAGAAUGAUAGAGUCUAUGAGAUAUGUCUCCCGAGUGGCGCAGUGGUCUAAGGCACUGCAUCGCAGUGCUAGCUGUGCCACUAGAUGAAAAAUAAAAUAUGUAUGCACUCACUAACUGUAAGUCGCUCUGGAUAAGAGCGUCUGCUAAAUGACUAAAAUGUAAAAUGUAUAGAGGACUCUUUUUUUGGCAUCUGUGAGCACACAGGCAGCACCCUUGAGACCAUCUCCAUUUUAAGUAGUCAAUUUUCCUAUUCUACUACUUCUAUUAGAAACUGAAAGGGUGCAUGCUGCCACAUGGAGUGUGUUGUUUGAGCAGGUAUAAAUUAAUUGGCUGGUCCCUCCUGAUGAACCGGAUGGAAUGAUGUGAUCCUUCCUUAACCCAUUAGAAGUCCCACCCAGUUGACUACUUAAAAAUGGUGAAAGUCCUCAAUGGUGCUGCCCAUGCUAAAAUGGGCUUUUGGGCACUAGAGUCCUCUAUCUAUCUCUAUAAAUUAACCCCAUCCUUGAACAGUACUUCCUGUCAUUACUUCCUGCUUCCUGUCCCAGACUAUGUCGGCAGUGACCGCCCAGCCCCUCCCCUUCGGCCGUCUGGAGAGAGAGAAGCACAUCGAGAGUCUCUUCAGAGCCUUCCACAGUCGAAGGAGGCCCUCUGCCGAUCCCCAGGGUUUGCCUGGCUCCCUACCCCACCACGGGCCACCUGACCUGGGCUCAGAGGACCAGCGGCUGGGGCUAGGCCCUGGAGAUCCGGGGGGUAAAGGGGAGAAUGGCCACGUGAGGCCCAGGGCUUCUGGAGGGCCAGAGACAGCAGGACAGGAGGGCCUGGCUCUCCUGGACACAGUCAGCCAACUACAUAUCACAGCCAGGCCAGAGCUGCAAGGUUAGUGCAACUUCAUGUGUGAAAUAUACAGUUACAUCAGAGUAAAGAAUGAUUUUCUGCUAACAAUUUGCCCAAUGAUACUAUCAUACACUGUAUGAUGUGUAUAUUAGUGAUAGUCCCUUUGACCUGGUCGUGUCAUGCUGCUGUGUUCCAGGUCCUCAAUGUGUGUCCCGCAGGACCUACAGCAUUGCCACCGUGGACAGCAGUGAGCAGCUCUUUGUGGCUGUAGAAGGUACAAAGUGAUAACAGUAACAUCCAGGCAUAACACUUAUAGAUCCUGCAUGUGUCUGCAGCCAGACAGAGCUGUGGCCAUAGAAUAGAAUAGUAUCUAUAGAAUAUAAUAUAACUUUAUUGCCCAUCCAGGAUGGACAUUCUUCUAGUUACCAUAUCGUUAUUGAGACUGGGCCCUCUGUGUCUCUCCUUCUCAGAGAGUUCCUGUAUGUGUCUGCAGUGCUGCGGCCCGGCCCGGUCCUGCUCCCUACAAGGUUUUGACCGCCAGGCCCGCCAGGUCUUCCUGUUUGAAAGACCCCUCAGGGUGGACGCGUGCUGCCUUGGCUGCUGCUUGAUGGAAAUUAGGGUCUACACCCCCCAAAGGCAGCUCUUAGGGAGCAUACAACAGAGGUAUGUCUAGUCUGAAAUCAACCUACAACCUCUACCUCUCUCCCAGAAUAUUUCUCACAUUUAUCCCUACUCCCACUCACUCCAGAAUCAAAACGCUGUGCAACGGACAACGAAAAGAGUGCUUCUUAAUGUUCAGAUGGUCCCUCCAUUUCAGACUGUUUCUUCUUUUUUGGGCCUAAUGCAUACGACCCAGGACUGUAAAUAGAAUGGGUGGUGCUCCUCUCUCCUCACUUCCCACUCCCACCCAAUCUCCAGGGAGGCUAAACUGGGGGGAGUUAGCACAUAGCACAGCUGUCUGGAUGGAUGCAGCCAGGCUAGCCUAUGUUGCUGGUGUCCUGGGUGGGGAGGAAUGUGGCUUUAUUCUUACUGGGAAAAACAGCUUGUGUCUGGCGGCUGCGCCUCUUGUUUUCCCUCAUUACAUCACCGUUUCCACACCACUCAAUCAAAAUGGUGGCUGAUUUAGUGGAAAAUAUGGAAAAGACUGUAGGCCUAGUUAUGUUUGACCAAACGCCCAACCUCUCUCUUGCGUUCCCUCGCUCUCUCUCUGAAAUGCCGACCCUCUCUCUCCCAAGUCUUUCUCCAGGGUCAGAUGAGGUCUCCUUUGUGUGUUUAGUUAGUAGAGCUUGCAGACAAGGCCACCAGAAUCACUGUAUCCAAUUAACAGAGCUCAGAGCAAAGUAGAAGUUUAAAUUAGAUCUGUGUUGUAUCUCUAUUCUACAGUCUGGAGGGGUCACCCUGGUAGACCUCUUAUGACACCAAGUGGACAAUGGUCUCAGUGGUGCAAUGCAAUAGAAAACUGACCAGCUGAAACCUUGAUCAUCCAACCAACCAAUCAACCCAGGCUAGGAAAUACAAAACAACAAGAACACCCACCACCCGGGAUUGGUCUCUUAUCAGCGUCUGUGAGUGGGUGCAGGAGUGGUUGUGUGUAUGGAGGGAGGUGUGUAUGUUCACCAGUUGUACCUGUUAACAGAUGGAGUAUGUUCACCCCUCUCCUGGAAGUGUGUGAUUCCGAUGGAACCUCCACUAUAAGAAUCCAGGGAUCCUGCUGCCCCUGCCGAUGCCUCUCUAACCAAGAAUUCCAGGUCAUUAUCAUUUCAGGACAUUACCACCCAUUAUGUAUGACUUUGAUUGGUCGGUUAUUUGGCUGAUUAUCAUAUUAUUUAAUUCAUUUCAGAAUCAUUAUUUCAUUAGGUAAUUUAUGCCAUAUGCAAAUGUAAAUGUCUGUUUCACCACUUCCAUUCUACUGUAUGCAUGUUUAUCUCUGUCAAACAUCAGGUGGUCUCAGCCAUCGGUGAGAAAAUUGGCUCCAUAUGGAAGAAAUGGCCUGGGUUUAACGAAGAAUGCAACAUGGAUCAUGAAUACUUUGGGUUAGAGGGUGAGUUAAGCCAUAUAGCUUUAUCUUGGCUUAAUAGCUUUACCUUCAAAACAAAUAGAAGUAUCUACUGUUCGAGAACACUGCAAAAAACCCUCUCCUCCUAAAACCGCUCAAUCCUGCAGUUCCACAGGAUAUGACAUCACAGACCAAACUUCUUCUGCUGGCGGCCACGUUCCUACUGGUAAGCAUGUAGGGAAACUCUCCCACAACCCCCCCCCCCCCCCCAGAUAGGCUACUGUGGGAAUCAAUGAAUACAAUGUGAACCUAACCUGGGUGCGCAAACUCUGUCCUCCCUACAUUGACCCUUCCACCCCCAUCUCUCUCUCAUUCUCUCCCUCUCUCUUUAGAAUUACAUGUUCUUCGAGAUGAGCUGAACUGGCACCAGUCAAUCAGAGAUAAGCAAAUUGAGGUAAUCAAAAGUGGACCAUGAGAACUGCAGAGGCCAAACGAUCAUCGGCGAGUUUCACAGCUUCGCUCGAUGCCACACCGCAGCAUCGUCAGAGAGAGAACACAUGGACAGUUGUUUGGGGGAGGGGUGCAACUGUUAGCGACACCAGAAAUGUACUAGUCUGCAUAUCAUGACCUCCUUUCCAUUAUUUUCACAAGUCAUUUAGUUGUCCUAGUAGAAGAGAUACAUUAAAUCAAACUUAAUUGAUACCUUGCAUUGGCUUAUGCUCCCAUCACAACCAUUUGACUGACUGACAAUCAGUUCAUGCUUUCUUUGUUUGGAAAGAUACAUGUUUCCACCGGUGACAUCACAGAAUAGAACACU